Messenger RNA from Pundamilia nyererei, 5712 nucleotides. Its product is annotated as neuroblast differentiation-associated protein AHNAK. Gene Ontology annotation, cellular component: nucleus; cytoplasm; costamere. The transcript is spliced from 7 exons. Gene Ontology annotation, biological process: regulation of RNA splicing. The record is from RefSeq and is a predicted model, not a curated record. The coding region runs from base 20 to 4786 and encodes 1588 amino acids. Gene Ontology annotation, molecular function: protein binding. Lineage: Eukaryota; Metazoa; Chordata; Actinopteri; Cichliformes; Cichlidae.
AAAGUCUGGGCUUGGGUCCAUGUUUGAAAAGCGCUCUACUCCAAAGAUGAGUAAACUCAAGGAAGCUGAGAGCCCUGAAUCUGAGGUGAUAGUGAAAACGGCCAAAGAUGGAUGUGCAGAGGGUCUCAUUUAUGGUGGAGGGGGAAAAGAAGGGAUUUUCAUUAAGGAAGUAGUGCCAGAGUCACCAGCCUCCAAAAAUCUAAAACUGAAAGAAGGUGAUCAGAUUUUGAGUGCCACUGUGUAUUUUGACAACAUGUCAUAUGAGGAUGCCAUUCAGAUUCUGGAGCAUGCUCAGGCAUAUAAACUGAAGCUUUGCUUGAAGCGCAAGCCAGAGAUCACAGAGACCGAACCAGCCAUCGAAUCUGACGUUAUACCUGAAGAAGACCUCCACACUCCACAGAUGAGAGAACAAGGAAAAACGAAAAGACGCGGAGAAGCUCGCAUUUCGUGGCCCAAGUUUUCAUCCUUUGGAAAAGGGCGAAAAUCACGUUUUACAAGGUCUCACAGUUCCUCAGAGGCUGAGGAACAAAGAAAGCUUGAACUCAGCCCAACAACAAGCGACACAGAGUCACCAAUAAAAACUCAGGAUGCUCUCAAAUACAAGAAAAAGCAUAAAAUAAAACUACCUGGUCUGACAAAGAGAGGCCGGAUAAGUUCAUCUGAGGAGCAGGACACAGAUGUGCAAACUGGACAGAUCAGUGAAGCUACAGCUGAAGUCAAGCUCCAUGAUGUUGAAGUAGAGAAACCUUCUGUUGAAACUGAAAUUGAAGCUCCUGAGUUCAAAGUUGAGACAAAAGACAAGAAAGGAUCACCAUCAAAGUUUAAGAUGCCUCCAUUCCAAUUACCCAAAUUUGGCAUUGGUAUCACAAGUGCAACAGCAGAGGUACCGGAUAUGGAGAAAGGUAUCAAAAUAGAAGGUGCUGAUAUUGAGAUUCCUGAAGAGGUUCUUGAAGUUAACAUUGCAGCACCCAGCACUGAAUUGAAAGAACUUCCAAUCUCCUUGGAAACCAGUGAAUCUGAAUAUGAUGGAAAAGGAAGUAAGUUCAAACUGCCAAGUCUUGGAUUGUCUGUCCCAAAAAGAAAAGGGCCUGACACUGAUUUAAGCUUAUCAAAGAAAGAUGUUGAUGUUACACUUCCAGAAGCUAAAGCUAAAGUCACACUCCCUCAUAUGGAAGUGGAAACUGAAGCUCCUGAGUUCAAAGUUGAGACAAAAGACAAAAAAGGAUCACCAUCAAAGUUUAAGAUGCCAACAUUCAAAUUACCCAAAUUUGGUGCCCGUGACACAAAAACCAAAGGGCCUGACAUUGAUUUAAGCUUAUCGAAGAAAGACGUAGAUGUUACAUUUCCAGAAGCUAAAGCUGAAGCCAAACUCCCUGAUGUUGAAGUAGAGAAACCUUCUGUUGAAGUGGAAACUGAAGCUCCUGAGUUCAAAGUUGAGACAAAAGAUAAAAAAGGAUCACCAUCAAAAUUUAAGAUGCCUACAUUCAAAUUACCCAAAUUUGGCAUUGGUAUCCCAAGUGCCACAGCAAAAGUACCUGAUUUGGACACAGAUGUUAAAGUAGAUGGUGGUGAUAUUAGUAUCCCUGAGGAGGUUCUUGAAGUCAACAUUGCAGCACCCAGCACUGAAUUCAAAGAACCUUCACUCACCCUGAAAACUGCAGGAGCUGAACAUGAAGGCAAAGGAAGUAAGUUCAAACUGCCAAGUCUUGGAUUGUCUGUCCCUCAAGCCAAAGGACCUGACAUUGAUUUAAGUUUAUCAGAGAAAGACGUAGAAGUUACACUUCCAGAAGCCAAAGCUGAAGUCAAACUCCCUGAUGUUGAAAUUGAAAAACCUUCUGUUGAAGUGGAAAUUGAAGCUCCUGAGAUAAAGAUUGAAACAAAGGGAAAGAAAGGAUCACCAUCAAAGUUUAAGAUGCCAACAUUCCAAAUUCCAAAAUUUGGAGUGGGUGUCACAAGUUCAACAGCAGAGGCACCGGAUAUGGACAAAGGCAUAAAAAUAGAUGGUGCUGAUAUUGAGAUUCCUGAAGAGGUUCUUGAAGUUGGCGUUGCAGUACCCAGCACUGAAUUAAAAGAACCUUCAAUCUCCUUGAAAACCAGUGGAUAUGAACAUGAAGUUAAAGGAAGUAAGUUCAAACUGCCAAGUCUUGGAUUGUCUUUCCCUCAAACAAAAGGGCCUGACAUUGAUUUAAGCUUAUCGAAGAAAGAUGUAGAUGUUACAGUUCCAAAAGCCAAAGCUGACACAGCUGGUAAGGCCCCUGAGGAAGACAUCAGCAUUGAUGUUCCCGGAGUUGAUGUCAUACUACCAGAAGUCAAAACAGAUGUACAUCUUCCAGAUACCGACCUUAAAGAAUCCUCACAUAUUAUCAUAGAAGGGGGAACCGAUACAAACCUUGAGGCUAAAUUGAAAAAGCCAAGAUUUUCAUUGCCAAAAUUUUCAUUUUCCAAGCAAAGUGUAAAAGACCCUGAAGUCGAUAUCAGUCUCCCAAAAACUGAUGUUAUUUUUCUGCAAGGUGAUAUAGUCAAACAACCUGACAAUGAGUUCAGUAUGGAAGUAAGUGAUGUGAAUAAAGGAAUUAAAAUUGAUGCAGCACCCGGCAUUGACUCUGAAGGUUUAGCUGUAGAUGUGAAAGCUAAAGGAGGUGAGAUAUCUGGAAGCAAGCUUAAAAUGCCAAAUCUGGCCAUCUCAAUGACCAAAGUUAAAAGUCCUGAAACAGAUUUAAGUUUAUCAAAGAAAGAUGUUGAUAUUUCCUUACCAGAGGUAACAGCUGACAUCAAACUACUCCAUAUUGAAGGCAAAGAAACUGAGGGUUCUACUUCAUUACCGGAAACACCAACAAUUGAGGCCGAAGUCAAGUCAAAACGACCAAGUUGGACAUUUCCAAAAUUUUCCUUUUCAAGGACAGCUGAUAAGGCCCCAGCUAUUGAUGUCAAAAUUGAAACACCCAAAGCUGAGAUUAUAUCAAGCAAAACAGAAGUCUGUCUAGCAGAAGCUGAAAUCAAAGGACCUUCAAUGGAAGAACCACCUGCUGAAGAAACUGAAACAAACUUGAAAAAACCUAAAUUUUCACUUCCGAGAUUUUCUUUUUCAAAGUCAAGUAUUAAAGAAUCGGAGUUAAGUGAUGAGCUUCCACAAGCUGAUGUUUCUGUUUCAGAGGGAGAAAUAAAAGUUAAACAGCCUGAAAUGGAAAUUAAAGCUCCUGAGAAAGAAGCUGGGCAAGGAAGCCCAUUUAAGUUCCCAAAUUUAGGCAUUGUACAAACAAAACCAAAAGGACCUGAAGUGGAUUUAAAAUCAUCAAUAAACAAUGUUGACAGCAAACGGCCAGAAAUAAAAGCAGAGGUCAAAAUCUCAGAAGAAGUCAAACAAUCUUCAUCUAGUUUGGGAAUCAAGUCUUCUGAGACAAAAGCAAAAUCAAAAGAUGCUGAAGGAUCCCCUUUAAAAGAAAAAAUUUCACCACUGAAAAUGCCAAAAUUUAGCAGUGCUUCCUUUGACGUUACCAUGGAAGCACCCAAAACAGGAAAAGUAAUUGACAUUCAUGGAUCUAAACCUAAGGAGGAUAUUUCUGUCACCGACAAAGAUUCGAUUGUUAAUAUUAAAAUGGAUUAUUCCAAAGGUAUAAUAUCAGAAUCCGAAACACCCAAGACUGAGACUGAUGUUCUGGGUCUUCCAUCACCAAGUAAAUUCAAACUACCAUCUUUUAAAAUGCCCAGGCUUAGCUUCUCAAAGUCUAAACCUGAAGAGGAACAGCUUCCUGUUGAAAUAGAAGAUAAAGAAGCUCAACUGGAAAUGGAAGUUGAAACAAAAGGAGAAAGUAAAUCACCAAAAGUGAUUCUGACAUCAUUUGGUGAGAUCCUAAAGACUAUUGAUGUUGAAUUUGAUGUUCCAAAAGCAGACCAAGUUGAAGAAAAUCUUGUAGUCUCAAAAGAAGUUCAAGAAAUAGGCGAACAUGCUGGAAAGCAAUUAGAAGCAAAGGAAAAAGGAGCAAGUAGCAUACAAGAUAUUUCCAAGAGUCCCGAGAGGACAGGUUGGUUUAAAUUUCCUAAGUUUGGCCUGUCUUCCCCUUCAGAAGCCCCCAGUGCUCCUGAGAAAUGUGAACAAAAGGAUGAAAAGAGUCCAGUAGGGGGAAUGGGGGACGAGGAAAUUAGCCCCACCUUUUCUGUCCAAUCAUCGGAUGCCUUCGCUGAUAUAAGUUCUGCAGUCACAAGUGAGCAUGUUGGCCCAUCCAUAUCUUCCCCAACAAAGGUAACUGUCAAAUAUUCUGAUCCAAAUGUUGCUACUGAGCUUGAAGAGACACACAGUAACAUCUUUACUUCGGCCACGAGGACUGAACUGAUCUCAGUUCAGCCUAACUUACCGGAGAAAAUCACUAUUCUGUCCUCUGGAAUAUCAUCGUCAUCAGAAGACACGUGCAGAUUGGAAUCGGGAAAACUACACGUCAUUACAACAAAUAUACAAGCAACCCCAGAAGCACAGCAUGCCCAGUUACUAACUGAUAUUGAAGCUGAAUUAGCUGAAGGCCUUCCCUUAAAAUCAGAAGCUAAUGAAACUACAUCAUGGACUGUGGAAGGCUCAGACAGUGGCAACAGAGCGGUGUUUGAGAGGCACUUAGUGACGAAAACCUCAACUGAAAGAAGUGAAAGCAGAGAGACAAUUGUUAUAACCAAACAAAUUACUCAUGUAUUUGACUCUUCUGAGCCCAUCUCUGGUGAGACAGCGUCAUCUAUACAGCGACUGAGAGACUCUGUGCACUCUGAGAAAAUGAGGUUCUUUGACGAUGCUGAGAAGUGAGGCAACUGGAAAUAAUUCAUGUGUAAAGAUACUAUUUCUCUUUGCCUAGACCUGAAUGUCAGAGGAGACAAGUGAAUGAAAACAUGCUGGAAACUGGGAAAGGAAGUUAGCAUGUUUAACUUACCGAUCACAGAGAACAAUCUGUCAGUGUUCAGGCAUUACAACAUGAUGGUGAUGUGCUGUGCUAUGAUGCUGACCUACAAAAAAAAUAUGCAUUCCUGUAAUUCACGCUGACAGUCUGUUGAAGAUACUAACAAUGUGUAUAACUGUGUCCUUACUUCAAAUUGUAGCAAGGCCUUAGCAAAUAUCCUUGCUCAAGAUGCAGAAUGUUUGACUUUUGCUUACCAAAAUCUCUAAAACUCAUUUUGCAGUUUUUCACUAUUGACUAAUUUACUUGUGUGUGUACUUUACAAAAUGAUAAUCACCAGUGCCGUCAACUAAAAUUUCUGACUGUUUGAGACUGAUGCAAAAAUCAAUUUAUUUUACUGACAUUCCAAAUUGUGUUUACAGUAAUUUCACUAUAACGCUUACAGUAUAUACAAACUACAAUAGCAUAAUGCAGUUAAGAUAGAACAAAGAAUAUGUACGUAUUGCACCAAGAUACUGUUGUCGCUGUAGCUAAAAUGUAAAGAGACAAUAGCAAUGCAAAGCUGAAAUGAAAAGCGUAUGAUCAAACAGAACAAAUGUACUGCUAAAACUAUAUUUUUUAUUAAUACUUUGCUACUUUGAACCUAAUUUGCCACACUAGAAAUCUGUCUGGACUCUGUUUUCUUUCCAUAUCUCUGUACAAAGUGGGGCUAUUGAACCAGCUAUAUAAAUAGCUUUUAAUGACCUUUGGAAUUUUAUUGGAUAACUGCUCGUGUUUGUAUUCUGAUAGGCUUUAACUUAACUUGUUUGCAAAGUUAUAGACAAUAAAUGCUAUUAUA